AUGGCUCCAUAUGAUGCAGGCACGGAUAUGGUUCGAGCAAUGUGUGCAGCUGCUUGGAUUAUGUUCUUUUUAAUUUUUAAGAACAUUGUAUUACUCAGUAUAUUAGCUUUCCAACGAAGAAAAAAUGCUAUUUAUAAAAUACCUGAAGAUGUAAACACAUUUGGUGCUGGACAACAACAACAACAAGUAAUUGAUGACUGGAGUUUAGCUGGACGUAUUCAACGUGUACUAGCUAAUGAUGCAGAAUAUAUGCCGUAUUUUUUAGCAUUGCUGGUCUUUACAUUUUGUGCAAUGGAAUUCACUAGUCAAUAUAGUCAACAUUUUCUAGCACGAGUUCUAGUCUAUGGUAUUUCAUUUACUGUAGGUCGUUAUAUUCAUACAAUAGGCUAUUUAAUUGGAAAUACAUAUGGACGUAUACUUGGCUUUUUGAUUACCGUUAUUGUUCUUUUUGUAACAUCUCUUGAUCAUGUCUACUAUAUAACUAAAGGACUACAUAAUCUUAAACCUAAUCCUUAA
This is a messenger RNA of Adineta steineri, 516 nucleotides long. The record is from the annotation of a GenBank genome assembly. Lineage: Eukaryota; Metazoa; Rotifera; Eurotatoria; Adinetida; Adinetidae.